AUGGGAUCUGAUACGCCUAAUAAGUUACUAGGUUUAGGUUGGCUUCCAACUUCCGAUGAACUCUGUUUCCCGAUUGAUUCACUUGCUUCUGCCGGAAAUACCAAGCGGGAUUUACUUUCAGUCAUUUCAAGGAUUUUUGAUCCUCUUGGUCUUUUGGCACCAUGUAUUAUUCGCAUGAAGGUGCUACUUCAAAAAUUGUGGUUAGCAAAGCUUUCAUGGGAUGAACCUCUAACUCCCGACAUAUAUAAACGUUGGAAUGAUCUCAUCAAAUCAUUACCACUUUUAAAUAACAUACGCGUUCCAAGACAUGUACUUUGUGAUCAUUUUCAGACUUUGGAAUUACAUCUGUUUAUGGACGCGUCUGAACGCGCGUAUGGCGCCUGCGUUUAUAUCCGGAGUGUCAAUGACAAUGGAGAAGUCACCGUACGUCUGUUGAUGGCUAAGAGUCGGGUAGCGCCACUCAAGCCUACCACAAUUCCAAGGCUGGAAUUGUGCGGCGCUGUGGCUGCAGCUCGUCUCUAUGAGAGAGACUGCACGCCGCUAACCCCUGGUCACUUCAUUAUUGGACGACCGCUUACAGCUAUACCAGAGCGAGAUUUUCAGCAUCAAUCCAUUCGUCAGUUAACGCGUUUUCAACGAAUCGAACAACUUCGCCAGCACUUUUGGACUCGUUGGAGUAAGGAGUUUGUUGCAGAAUUGCAACAGCGAAUCAAGUGGCGUUCUUGCAAGGAUUCUCUGAAGCUGGGCACUUUGGUUGUGGUGAAAGAGGAAAACCUCCCACCGUUAAAGUGGAGGCUGGGCAGAGUCAUUGACGUGCAUCCUGGCCCUGACGGAAUUGUUCGUGUUGCCGAUCUCAAGACAUCUGCAGGAGUUAUAAGAAGAUCUUUCAGCAAGAUUUGCCCUCUGCCUGUGAAUUGUGGUUCUGGUUGAAAGCCAUCGUCUUUCAA
This is a messenger RNA of Pectinophora gossypiella (pink bollworm), 947 nucleotides long. RefSeq lists its product as uncharacterized. NCBI's taxonomy places the organism in Eukaryota, Metazoa, Arthropoda, Insecta, Lepidoptera, Gelechiidae. The transcript is spliced from 2 exons. Bases 1 to 930 code for a protein of 309 amino acids. The record is from RefSeq and is a predicted model, not a curated record.